Aedes albopictus (Asian tiger mosquito) is the source of this 3252-nucleotide messenger RNA. RefSeq lists its product as uncharacterized. Bases 187 to 2604 code for a protein of 805 amino acids. The record is from RefSeq and is a predicted model, not a curated record. NCBI's taxonomy places the organism in Eukaryota, Metazoa, Arthropoda, Insecta, Diptera, Culicidae. The transcript is spliced from 4 exons.
CCAUCGUCUCCGGUGACGAGCCAGCCAUAUUCAUUUCGGGCGUAGCCAAAAGUUCAGUACCAGCAAACAAGUGCCUUGUGGAUUUUUGUUUCUGACGGAGAAAUGGCUCAGAUUUAGGACUGAUUUGGGGUGAAAUUAGUUGAAAUCGAUUACUGUGGGUGCCGCGCGUGUUAUAAGAUAGGGAAAAUGUCGAUUCUGUGGCGCUGCGGGGCGCUAAUAGCGUUAGGAAUUUUUGUGGGUGUGUUAGCUCAGUACGAGUGGCAACCGAAAGAUGCUUUCGAUGAAAUUAAAGUGAAGUUCGAUCGGGCCACGGCAGAUAACUGUCCAAUUUUACAUGUGAGUGAUCUGUUUCUGCCGGAGGAAACGGUUUCGCAUCUACCGGAUAUCAAAGAGUUCGAUCAGAAUCCGAUCUUCCCCAAUCGAACGGCACUGCUGCUGCUGCACAACAUGGCGCUGACGAGGGGGUUCUUCUGGAGUUACGUACUGCAGAGUCGGUUCAUUCGGCCUGCCAUCAACGAUACGUACGAUCCGGGCAUGAUGUACUAUUUCUUGUCCACCGUGGCAGACGUUUCCGCUAACCCGUCCAUCAACGCUUCGGCAGUGUACUUUUCUCCGAAUACAUCAUUCUCAUCGUCCUACCGAGGGUUCUUCAACAAAACCUUCCCCCGCUUCGCCCCCCGCACGUUCCGUCUAGACGACUUCAACGAUCCUAUUCAUCUGCACAAGAUCUCCACGAUGAACACUUUUGACGUGCGGGACUUGGGCUCCUUCUCGCCGGACUCGAUCUCGCACGAUUACACCACCGAUUUCUACAAAAUCAACGAAUGGUACAAAGCGUGGCUUCCGGAUAUUGUGGAGAAUCGACACGACACGAAGACGACGUACCAGGUGGAGAUCCGGUAUGCUAACAACACCAACGAGACGUUUACGUUCCACGGACCACCGGGUGCCGAUGAAGACCCUGGUCCGGUGCGGUUCACUAGGCCGUACUUUGAUUGUGGUCGGUCCAACAGGUGGCUGGUGGCCGCCGUGGUUCCCAUUGCUGAUAUCUAUCCAAGACAUACGCAGUUCCGGCACAUUGAAUAUCCCAAAUACACCGCAGUCUCGGUCAUCGAAAUGGACUUCGAGCGUAUAGACAUCAAUCAGUGCCCGAAAGGCGAAGGCAACAAGGGCAAGAACAAGUUCGCCGAUACGGCCCGCUGCAAAAAGGAAACCACCGAGUGUGAACCAUUGGACGGGUGGGGAUUUCGCCGUGGAGGUUACCAGUGCCGCUGUCGACCCGGGUUCCGAUUACCGUCAGUGGUGCGGCGUCCCUUCCUAGGUGAGAUACUGGAGCGGGCAAGUGACGAACAGUACUACAACGGCUUCGACUGCAAGCGUAUCGGUUGGAUCCACAAGACACCGAUCGAUUGGUACCGGUUGCCGCAGUACACGCGGGAGAGGUAUCUGAACCAUUACUACGAGUACAAGAAUUACACAAAGGGGGCGACCUCGCUGCACUCCGAGAAGGUCAACGUGAACGAGGUGCUGAACUUCAUCCUCGGAGUGACGGAGAACACCUGCAAUAACUUCCACGCACAAGAUUUGGUGCUGAACGGAGACGUGGCGUUCGGGGCGCAUAAGCAGUUUGCGAACGAAGCCAAGAUGGCGCUGCGAUUGGCGAACUUUAUCAGUGCGUUCCUCCAGAUUUCCGAUCCACUGGAGGUAUACUCCGGGAAACGGGUUGCGGAUAAGCCGCUGACCGAGGAUCAAAUGAUGGGUGAGACGCUGUCGCUUGUGAUGGGCAACUCGAGGAUCUGGACGGCGGCGACGUACUGGGAUAGAAGUAAGUUCACCAAUAGGACCUUGUUUGCGCCGUACGCGUACAAGACGCAGAAGAACUCCAGGAAGUUCAAGUUGGAAGACGUGGCUCGGAUCAACAAGACUGGGGAGGACUACACCGAGUUGCCGUAUUUCAAAUUGUUGAAGCAGCGAUGGGCGGCGAAUUUCGACUCGCUCGAAAAAUACUACAUGAAGAUGCGUAUUCGUCACAACGAGACCGGAGAGCAUUCGCAGAAGUACGAGCACUAUCCGAAUUUCUACCACGCGGCUACGAUGGAUCAUGGUUUCUGGACGGCGCCGAAGUUCGAGUGUAAGGGUUACGUGAAGAAAUGGCUCGUAACCUAUGCGGCGCCCUUCUUCGGGUUCGACAGUCUAAAGGUGAAGCUGGAGUUCAAGGGGAUCGUCGCAGUUUCGAUGAAUAUGCUAGGGCUGGAUAUCAACCAGUGUCCGGAUGACUACUACGUUCCGAAUGCAUUUAAAAAUACCCAUAAAUGCGACGAAAAGUCCUCAUAUUGCGUUCCGAUCCAGGGUCGCGAGUACGAACUCGGUGGUUACAAAUGCGAGUGCCUGCAGGGUUACGAGUACCCGUACGAGGAUCCGAUCACCUACUUCGACGGGCAGCUGGUCGAGGCCGAGUUCCUCAACAUUGUCAACGACGAGAAGAGCCGCUACGACACCUUCAAAUGCCGCCUGGCCGGUGCUGCCGCCUUGCGGGUGGAGUUCACCAUCCUGAGUGUCGUGCUGCUGCUGAGCUGGAUGUUGUUCCGGCGGUGGACGCGGUAGGCCGGAGAUGUUAGAGUAGGCCAUGACGCGAGUAUUCGUACUUUUGGUAGCUUGGCGGUCACUUGAUUAGCAAGUUAGGUGACGCAACACGGGUCAAAUUCUCAACUGCAGACGAACGGACGUAACACAAAGAUGCAUUUGCCUUAGUUAAUUCCAGCAGGUCCAGUAGAUGGAAAAUCAUAAUCAGCUGAAAUUUUACCAGUGUUACGUCUGUUUGUCUGUGUAUCAAUUCAUAAUGAAAUUUUCUGAAUCUGCGAGUAAACCUCAACCGACACAUUCCGGUUAGCUCUUAAAUGAAAAAAGAAAGGUGUUCAACUAACAUUCCGUCCAAAACGGAGGCCAUUUGCCACCGGAGAAUCCACUGAGAAUCUCCAUCAAUUUUGUUUAGCAUGUAAGACGAUCGAAAAGUAUCUGUAGUAGGUAGAAACGUAAGCCGUCCAGGUGUAGUGCUUUGUACACAUAUUGUUUAGAUCUAAGACUAAGGAACCGUUUUUUAACCAACCAGCAAUGCCUUUUAAAUGUAGAACACGAAAAUGUUGAUUCAAAAGUAUUUCUCUGUUAGAAUGACAUCUUUGUACAAUUUUAGAAUAGUGCUGAAGUGCAAAUCGAAGCAAUUUUAUGAAUCUAUUAAAUGUUUAAACGAUGAAA